GAGGCAAAAGGAGGAGGAAGAGGAGAACAAAUUUCUGCUUAUAAUCAUGGAUUAUGUCUCAUCAAUGUUCUCAUUUGACCAGAACACUGAUGACCUGUUUGAAACCUUUUCUUUUCCCAACUUCCAACCAGAUGAACUCCUCCAGGUCCUGUCUGAGGAUACUGAUUUGCUGAUCAACAAAACUAACAAUUGGGGUGGCAGCGGUGGCAGGCGGCGUAAAGCUCCGGAAACUGCUUCCGGUACCAACAAGGAUGAAAACCCUGGUGACAAUAAAAAGAAGAAGAUCAUUCACAGAGACCUCGAGAGACAAAGAAGACAGGAAAUGACCACUCUGUAUGGGACUCUAAGAUCGUUGCUUCCUCCUGAGUAUCUCAAGGGGAAACGAUCGAUGUCUGACCAUAUGAAUCAGGCCGUGAAAUAUAUUAAGGAUAUGCAGAACAGGAUUGGGGAGUUCAGUGAAAAGAGGGAUGAGCUUAAAAGAUUGUCCAAUUCUUGCAGUUCAACUAGUUUUGCUCCUCCAAAAUGUUUACGAGGUUGUCCUGAGGACACAGUGAUUGUUAGACCUUGUAUGGGGGCAUCGGUGGAGGUUGUCAUAAGCACCGCCAUGAGACAAGGCCUUCCUCUUUCCAGUGUGCUUCAGGCUCUAAUUGCAGAAGGACUAAGUAUUUUUAACUGCAUUUCAACUAAAGUAGAUCAAAUGUUGCUGCAUACUAUUGUGUCUGAGGCGAGUGAUGGAAGAGUCAUUGAUCCAUCUGAGCUGCAACAGAAAUUGGAAGACUUAACUCUUCACUCCCCGAGAGUAGAUUUCGAUUUUGAUGUGGCAAAUGGCAGUUGAUUAUUAAUAUGCCUGUGGAAGUUUUUUGUGUCUUAGAAAAAAAAAAUUCACAUGGUGAUGAUCACGUUAAGUGUUGCUUCUGUCAUCUAAUUAAUAUUGGUUCUGGAAAUGGUUGAUAACCCCACAACCUUCUUUCUCUGUAUUAACUUGUAUAUAGGUAGAUGGUGUUGAAUAAAUGUUGGAUUUGGGC
Molecule: messenger RNA, 1025 nt
Organism: Rubroshorea leprosula
Lineage: Eukaryota; Viridiplantae; Streptophyta; Magnoliopsida; Malvales; Dipterocarpaceae
Source: the annotation of a GenBank genome assembly